AUGCUACUUAAGCAAAAUCCUUUCUUUGCUUUAGCUAUUACUGUUGCUACAGCUGCGGCGGCUGCGGCGGCUAUACUACGCACUCUCACCUCCGAAGCUUCGCCCCUUUUCUUAAACCUUCUUAUUAAACGCUUGCUUAUGCUAACGACCGUUAAGGCCUUAAAGUAUAUCAAGUGCAUUAAUACGUUAUACGCUGUCUCCGGUAUGCUAAAAGUAGCUAUAGCAACUGUACCGCUGCUUCUGCCGCUGCUAACACCGCUUUCGAUAACUUCAGUUCGCCGAGGUCUUCGAGAUGCUAUGCGACAACAGCUCGCUUUAGAUACUGCUUUUUUAAAAAGUGCUGCUAAUAGUCCGGGCGGUUUAGCGAGUAAAAGUAAAGGUUUUAAAAGUAGUCCCGGUAGCUUUACAAGUUUUGCUCUUGCUUUUAAGACUUUUAAUUUGAAUGUAGCUUUUGUUAGAUUGAAUAGUCUUGUAGUAGCAAACCGUAGUCCGAUGACGCAAAGCGCUUCGAGCAUAUUAUCUUUUCCUUUUGCGCUUGCCGCUUUUAUUGCUUUCGUCGCCUUCGCUAUUCUCGUCGCCUUCGCAGCUCCCGUCGCUCUCGUCGCACUUAUUAUCGUCGCUCUUUUUGCGCUAAUCGUUGCGCUUGCCGCUCUCGCGACGGCGCCCGCUAUUGCUAUGACUCUUGCGAAGCGCCGGGCUAAACACAUGCGUGCUAUUAAAGCUUUUCGACUAACGCGCGAGCGUCUUGUAAAUUUAAAAGCUUGA
Molecule: messenger RNA, 765 nt
Organism: Drepanopeziza brunnea f. sp. 'multigermtubi' MB_m1
Lineage: Eukaryota; Fungi; Ascomycota; Leotiomycetes; Helotiales; Drepanopezizaceae
Source: RefSeq, a predicted model, not a curated record